Molecule: messenger RNA, 4066 nt
Organism: Myzus persicae (green peach aphid)
Lineage: Eukaryota; Metazoa; Arthropoda; Insecta; Hemiptera; Aphididae
Product: vanin-like protein 2
Exons: 8
Coding region: 422-2164 (580 amino acids)
Molecular function (GO): hydrolase activity, acting on carbon-nitrogen (but not peptide) bonds, in linear amides
Source: RefSeq, a predicted model, not a curated record
UAGGUUAGUCGCGUUCGAGCUACUCGCCCGUUGUUCCGAUUGUCCGUCCGCAACGUAAAUAUAAUAUGAUCUUAAAUUUUAUAUUUUACUAUGAUGUCGUACAAAAAAAUAUCGUUUCUCUCAACAUUGACGAUAUUUUAUAACAAUCAUCGUUUUUAGACUGCUUAUAGUAUUACGUUUUAGAUUAAUUCAGACUGUAUUAUAUUGAUAAAAAUAAUGAUCUCAGUACAAAAUAAAGAGUAUGAAUAUUUAUGAUAUAAUUUGUGUAAAUUAUUCAUAUUAUGUCAAAUAUUAAAAUUAUAAACUAAAAUCGUGUGUGCUUGAUACAUCGAUUAAAAUGUUUUGGAUCAAUUAUACAUGGAAAUUAAGUAAUUACGAUUUUUGAAUGGCUUCGAGGAGAUAGUUGCAUGACAGUAAGUUGAUGCGUUACGGGUUGGUGAUGCCAGUCAAAAAAGUCAUCAAUUUCCUGAAUAGUACACGUGAUUUGAGACUGUUGAAGAUGGUAUCCACUUCCAUUUCCUUGGAUAGGAGGUCGUACUCUGAGAUAAAUGUACCGAAGACACAAGUAAUAAAUGAGCUGACACUAAUGGUUAGCGGAAAUGAAACGACUAAAAACAAAGGAUAUGACAGCCAAUAUUACAUUGCGGCUGUCGUCGAGUACCACCCCAAAUUGGGUUCCAAUCCUUUGCAGUCAAUGCAGAACAAUUUACCAAUUUAUGAGGACAUUAUUCACCAUGCUAGUCAAUAUGAUGUUGAUAUAUUGGUUUUCCCGGAAGCUGGUUUGACAGGAGUUACUUUACCCGAUAACCGAAACGAAAUCAAAACAUUUUUAACUGAAAUUCCUUCCCCAGAAAGUAACACUAUUCCGUGUUUUACUCAAUAUUGCAGCACGGUAUUGAAUAAACUGUCAUGUGCGGCUAGACUUCAUCAUAUGUAUGUGGUGGUAAAUUUACCAGAAAUAGAGUAUUGCAAGACAGAAGAAGACGACUCGUGUCCAGAAGAUUUAGCAAAUUAUUACAACACAAACGUGGUGUUUAAUAGGGAAGGCAGAAUCGUAGCUAGGUAUAGAAAAUUUAAUUUAUUUGGAGAAUUAGGAUUUAAUCAUACUCGUUCAUCAGAAUUAUGUACGUUCGACACUGAUUUCGGAGUGAGAUUUGGAAUGUUUAUAUGCUUCGAUAUACUAUUUCAAGAUCCCGCAGCUCGGCUUAUUCGUGAAACAGGCGUGAAGGAUGUUAUAUUUUCAACGGCUUGGUUUUCAGAAAUUCCUCUGCUUACAGCUGAUUCAGUGCAAGCUGGCUGGGCAUAUACCAACGAUGUGAACCUUAUAGCAGCUAGUUACAACGCCCCAUCAAUGGGCGGUGGAGGUAGUGGCAUUUACGCUGGCCGGGACGGACCAUUAGUCAUGUUUAUGCCUGACCGACCUGGUACUCAAAUAAUACUAUCAAGAGUGUUGAAAAGACAAUACAACAACUGUGAUAUACAAUCAAAGAAAUGUUCGAUCGAUAGUAACUAUCAGACGUUUAUAUCGGAUAACCUAGUCUUACCUUAUGGUAAAGAAAAAUCCCCACCAAAUAGAAACCGGCCCAGUGAUUUCAGGUUCUUCGUGGACAACAGCUUCAAGGACUUCCACGUGGCGACCAUGCGAUCCUCGGACCCGGACGCCGAACAACACGACGACACGCUGUCCGCGUCAUUUCAGUACGAGCACGACGGGUUCGAGUGCGCGAUGACGGUGCGCUGGCGGAACGAGAACAACAACGACACGACGGAGUACAACAUGUUCGCUUACUCCGGUACCCGAACGUUCAGCGGCUUCGUGGACGCGCACAUCGAGACGUGUGGACUGACCACGUACAAGUCGGCUGGAGCGGCCGCCGGCCACUACUGCGGUGCCGUCGUAUACUACGACCCUCCCAAGGACCUGGUCACCAUCACCGGCAUCACGAUCGCCGCCCGGUCACCGGACCUCGGCACGCUGCCCAUACCCAGUACGCUGGACACGAGCAGCUAUCCGCUCGCCAACGACUACUACACGUUCAGCAAGCGCACGGUGACGGUCGGCAAGCGGAAAAUGUUGGAGAUCAACAUGGAGCUGUCCAAGCCGGUCGCCAACCUGGUCACGUUCGGUAUAUACAAGCUACCGCUGCGCGUGAACCGUGGUUGACACGAUCGCACGGUCAUUAUUGCCUAUACUACCUAUAUAAUUAUAGUAAUAAUAAUAUUAUAUAAUAUGAUUUGUGUGACGUCGGCGCAGGCGCAUUUACUGUUUUAUUUAUUUUUAUUUAUUGCGCAGUGCACACGUCAUUUCCUAUAGAAGACAUAUUAUUAUUUUUUAAUUUAUAAUAAUAAUGUGUGCCUUAUGGCCUUCACUACAAUUGUAUUAUAAGUACCCAACUGUUUAUGUAUAACACCACGAGAAUACAAUAUACUUUUUUUUAAUGUUUCUAGUAUAUUUAAUUGUAUCUUGUGGCUUGGGGGGAGGGCAUCUCCAUUUCACUUACUUGGGACGUCACACUUUUAUAUUAGUGAUUCUCUUGCCACCAUAUAUAUCAAUAAAUGUAUUGCUUUAUUUUAUAACCAACGACAAAAACGUAUAAUUGUAUCAUACGACUUUUUUUUAUGUCUUUUCCCGAGUGGAUAGAAUGUUUUCUCACUAAAUAUUAUACACGUUAUUUCUCACUAUAUACUUAUAUUCUGUUCACUAUAAGCUCAACAUGUGGUGAGACAAACAGGUCUAACUAUUCUUAUAAUAAUAAUAAUAUUAUUUCGAUAGCAGAUUUUUCUUUUAAUUCUAAUGACGUUAGCAAAACUAUGAACUAAUACAUGAUAAACAAUAUAUUUUUACAAUUAAUGAAAAAAAUUGAACUCCGCAUUUGAUUUUUUUAUAUAAUAUACUAUGGGCUUUAGGGUGGUCCUUAUAUAUAUAGAUUGGGCUUACAAGAAUUUUGAAAUUACCUACAUGAGAUAAAUAUAACAAUUUAAAAAUAUUUUUUUAUGAGCGUGUGUACUAAAGUAUGAACUCAGAACUAAUAAUAAAAUGCCCUCUUUAUUUUCAUAUCUGUUUGGGUCCCUGAAGUUACAAUUGUAGCUAAUUAAUUUUUAUUUAUUUAGCUAUAUUUAUUAAUACAUAUUGUAUAAUAUUGUACUGUAUUAGUAUUAAGUGUAGGUUAAAUACUUAUAACUUACACUGUUUUAGUCAAGUUCAAUGUUAAUAAACAUUUGAAUGUAUAUAAAAUACGUACAAUCAUAAUAUAGUUUUAUACUUUAUAUUUUUUUAUUUGUAACAGUGUCGUAGACGGGAAUUUUAUUUGGGAGGGGCAUUCAUUAUUCCAUCUCAUUUACAAUACACUAUCUAUACAUACAGUUCUCUAUGUACUUAACUCUAUAACAAAAAUCAAAACUUUACUCAAUUUUACUCAUUCUAUGGAAAUGUACCUUCCUAUAUUUUUUUUACGAUAUUUCAUAUUAUGUGUAACUUCAAUUUGACAUCAAAAUAUAUAUUUCCAAUGUUUGAAAUCUUCUCUAAAAAAAUGAAUUCGGUCACGUUCGCGUUCAGUUCUUAAAAAAGAAACUCGUUCACGUUCAUGUUCAUGUUUUUUUUUCAACUAAAUGCGUUUACUAGUCUGUCGUUAAUUUAAUUUUUUUAAUUUUAUAAUAGAAAUUAUAAAAAGAAAAUAUUAUUGUAUAAUGUAAUUAAUUAAUCAAUAUAUUUUAAACAAAUAUUUACUUAAUGGCAAAUAAAUUGAGCGUCUUAAAAAUCAUCCAAUAUCAUUAAAAUAAAACUUCGUUCACAUUCACGUUCAAUUUUUUAAAAAAUGAGUGAAGUCCAGGCAUCGUUCACGAAGUACAAAAGUCAAAGUGCAUUCAAGAACGACGUUCUUUCCAAACACUGGAUAUUUUAUAGUGCCAUGUGCCUUCUCAAAGAAUAUAUUACCUUAUACAUAUAAUAUUAUAUACCUUAUUAUAUAGGUACCUUCUCCUAGCUGCGACACUGAUCUGUAAUAUUAGAGCUCACUACCAAUUACUUAUAAAAAAUUAUUGCAUUGAAUGUAAAUUAUAAAUAAGG